Molecule: messenger RNA, 744 nt
Organism: Cyphomyrmex costatus
Lineage: Eukaryota; Metazoa; Arthropoda; Insecta; Hymenoptera; Formicidae
Product: thyroid transcription factor 1-associated protein 26 homolog
Exons: 3
Coding region: 130-630 (166 amino acids)
Cellular component (GO): nucleus
Source: RefSeq, a predicted model, not a curated record
UUCCCGUAGAACAUCAAUGGCCUAGUUACAAUCAGUUGGUUGCCUGGCCAAUAAAAGCAAGAAGAAGAAGAAGAUGCCUAAAGAUUGCAUAAACGCGUUAUACAUGUGCUGUAUCAAUCAACGUUAAUCAUGAAGAACAAUGCGAAGAAAAUGAAAGAUAAAAAUCGGACUGACGAAAGUAACAUUGGAAAUAAGGACCGGAAAAAAACGUUUGACAAAAAAAAGUACAGAUUACAGAAGUAUAGCAACAAGUACAAAAUUAAUCGAUGGGAGGAGAAGAGGAAGGAGUUUGUGUUACGCGAAUAUUAUAAAGAGUUGAAGAAGGAUCAGCAGAAUUCCAUAGGAACGUCGUCAAAUUUAAGUAACACAUCCAAAAAUGAGACUAAUAAAUCGAGGAAGGGCUAUGCUUUUUUCAAAGCUAAGCAGCAGUAUCGGCAGAAACAGGAAGAAAAGAAGAACAUGUUAGGAAACACUAUUCGUAUAAGGAUAGAACGAGAAGAAGCCUUGAAAAAAUAUAAGGAGAAGAAAUUACAAAACUUCAAAGUAUUAUCAAAGAAGACAAAGAGAGGACAGCCUGUCAUGAAGGGCAGAAUAGAAAUGGUUCUGGAAAAAAUACAGCAAAUGACUUAACGUACAAUCGUCUCUUUAUCUUUGGUUUGACUAAUUCAAGAUACGGUCAAAGUCUCGCUAUAAAUUCUUUGAAGUUUCUCAUUGACCAAUCAAAAGAAAGCAUUUUAAUUUGAU